CUACGGACAAUACCUACGCUUCCACUACGUCUGUGACACUUAGUUGGAUUGUGCUUGAAUAUCGAUUCCCAUGGAGUUUCCGGAAUUUAUACAAGGGUCAAGCUCGAGUCAUCAACAUUUAUUUGAUGAGGAGGGAUAUGAGGAGGAAGGGUCACAAGAAUACCCUAGUUCGAAUUCCGAUACAAGCGAAGACGACCGUGAUGAAGAAGAAGAGGACGACGACGAAGUGACAAAAAAGCUGGAAGAAUUAGAAGGAGAAGGGGAUGAGAUAAACGAGAUCGAAGGCGAUUUCGAUCGCUUAGUUCGAGAUAUCCGGGAACGAAAUGAUAGUUCUCUUUCCCGAGACUGGGAUAUUACUAUUGAAGAUCAAGAGGAAGCCUUUCGCGAUGAUCUGCGCGCUGCUUCUGGUAUAGGACGGCGAAAGGGCAGGAAGAAAGGCACUACCAGAGCUACUGGGCCAACCCUCUCGCACCAGGUCAAGUCUCUUCUUGGAGACGGAAACCAAGCCUUUGUCGAUGGUGAUUCACAAACGGCCAUAAAGAUAAUGCAAGAGGUCAUCCGUAUUGAGCCACGGGCAGCAGGCGCUUGGACUGUAUUGGCACAAUGUUAUGAGGAAAUGGGCCAGCACGAUAGGGCGCUGCAGCUGCGGAUAAUGGCUGCGCAUUUGAAGCUCGACCCAGAAGAGUGGAGCUGGUUGGCUCGGCAGUCAAGGGACCUCGGUUUCCACCAACAGGCCCUUUAUUGUUAUCGCAAAGUCUACAAUCUUGAUCCAUCAAACGUUGAUGCUCUCUGGGAUAGAGCUAUUCUAGCCAAGGAAAUAGGUGAACUCCGUACAGCUAGACACUCAUUCCUUGCGAUUCUGAGGAGAAUCUCUCAUGACCUCACUGUCCUGAGCGAAUUGCGGCCUAUUCUGAUCGACUUGGGCGACUUCAGCACUUGUGCCUCGCUUUUUCAAGAGGCUUUUGAACACUACCAAAAGCUAGCUCCGACUGGCCAGACAGCGGGACAAACAGAAGCUGUAGAAGGAGGAGGUUUCGGCUUGCUCAACAUUCUUGUUUUGGCGGACCUUUACAACACACUACAAGAGUAUGAGAAAGCUGCUACUGCAAUCCGUGUCGGUUGUCGAUGGCUUCAGGGGAGAGGGGGACAGAUGUAUUGGGAUUCAAUGGAUGACGACAGGGAGUAUGAUACGGACGAAAUGCCGACCAGGAACUCCCAAAGCGGAGAUGAAACAAGUGAAGCGGGGAGGUACCCAUUGGAUGUGAACGCAAGACAUCGGCUAGCCCUUGCCAGGAUCAAGAUGGGAGAGACUGAAGAGGGGAUCCGUCACGCGAACGUCGUUCUUGCAGAAGACGUACUAGACUAUGCACCUCUUUUUGUGGAAAUUGCCGAUGCCUAUUUUGAACGGGAGAUGUAUGCGGAAGCCAGACCAGUUUACGAGGCACUGGGUACAGACCCGAAUACAAGCUCCGUCUAUAUUUUAACCCAGACUGCAGCGUGCUUAAGAGCACUAGGUGAAUUGAAGGACGCCGCCGAGAUUUAUGAACAUGUGAGAACUGCGGAUCCAACCAAUAAUGAAGCAAAAAUGAAGCUGGCCGAAGUCUACGAAAUACUUGGAGAGACGAGGAAGGCCCUUGAUUUGGUGUAUCAGGUCAUUGAUUCUCGAAAACGCCGCCCAAAAACAUCGAGUCAAACCGGGACUUCGCAGACGCCCUCCAUGGCUUCAAGUUCCCUCUUCGUAGAAGAGCGUAACAAGAAACCUAGUAAAAACCGGGAAAACCGUCUUUCAUCCGCUCAGUUACGGGAGCUGGAAGCACAGAAGGAGAAAGAGGUGAUGAAAGCUUAUGUACGACUCGAAGAAAUCUGGUCAGGGAUGUUAGAGGAACGAAAGAAAGGGACGGCUGCUAGGCUUGCUUCCACAAGUGAUGAUAAGCAGGGAGAGUGGGUGGUGAGGGACGAAGCAGAAGACGAAGAAGGCCAUUUAGAGAGGGAAUGGAUGAUUGAAGCGGAGAAACUGGUUGAGACGUUUAGAGAGACUAGGAAUUUGUUCUUGACCAGCCGAAACGAUUUCUUCCGAGGGAUGUUCCCUAACAGAGGAAGGGGUGGAAAGAAAGGGAAUGAAGAAGAAACAGAGGAGAGGAUGGCUUCGAGAUUGCAGCUAGAUUUGGAAAACGAAUCGGCGAACCGAAUUAAAGUAAAAUUCGAUGGAGUCAAUGAAUUCCGAGGAGUCUCUUUCAAAAACUGGUUACGCGUCAUUCUGCAGUAUUGCUUCAUAUUGACGAAGCGUAGGCAAUACGAAGUAGCAGAUGAGAUUCUACGGCAUGUAUUGAUCUCAAAUGCCUAUCUGGCUCCCGAAUAUCAGAUUACGAUUCGUUUGGCAUUGACCGCAUGUGCAAUUCAAACUAACCACCCGCACAUCGUAGUCGAACAAACACGCAAACUAAUAACCAACAAUCAGUUCAAUAACGAAAUGUAUAGGCUACUUAUGGCCUCCUUAUCGUCUGGUUUGAAACCUACCGACUCGUUCAUCACAUCUACCCUCCAAAAGUUUAUAUUUCGAGAAAUGAAACUAGCUGAUGCAGGGGUGAACAAUCGUGAUAGUUUGAGAUGGAAUCCGUUGAAUAAGAGAUGGGCACCUGUCUCAAGUAAUGGUCAAGGCAAACGGGGAGCAGUGGAAGAGGAGGGUGAUGAGGGUGACGAGGACGAGGGCCAAGGCGCCAUACCUCGAUUGCAAGAUACCGCACAAGAUGAAAAGGAUAAAAGGACGCCGUUACCGACGAAGAACAAUCCGCUCCCUCUCGCCCUUUAUGGCCAGAUGUGUAUCGCGGCCAAAAGCUACCAGAGCGCCAUUUUCUAUCUACUUCGAGCAUACGAUUUUUGUCCACAAGAUCCGAUGAUCUGUCUAUGUCUAGCUAUCGCAUCGAUAGGGCGCGCAAUGCAGAGGCAGUCCGAUAACAGACAUCAUUUGAUUACACAGGGCCUCGCAUUCCUCUCCCAAUACCGCAAACUUAGGCGAUCGGAUGGUAUAUAUCUCGGAGAGGUAGAGUUUAAUUUUGGUCGGACCUUCCAGCAGUUAGGUUUACAUUCCCUCGCUGCGAAACACUAUCAACGUGUAUUGGACAUGGCAGAGAAGGAGCCAGGAAAUGAAGAUGAGAAUGUUUCUGUAACGAGGGAAGCCGCGUAUAAUCUCGCGUUGAUCUACGUCACGACAGGAGCAGCGCCUCUGGCGGAUGAACUCUACCGUCGAUGGCUAUCGAUAUAAGAUUGCAGUAUUGGACCUUGCUAUUGUUUACCUCUAGUGACUCUGGGUUCUGGGCCGACGACCUUCCACCAACCUGACUAGACGUCUUUACUCGCACAGAUCUUGAAUAAGGCAACUUCUCGAAUUUUUUUCCGACCAGGAACCUCAGAGCCGUAAACGGAGUAAAAUCCUCGCACCACUCAUAGGGCACAAUACUAGGCUUGGAGCGGACGAACGGCCGAAUGCUGCGGCGACCCCUACGUAGACCCAAACUAGUGUAUAUCAUCCAUGUAACAACUUCUUCGCAUAUUUUUAACACUUGUAUCUGGAUUCUCGUCGGCCG
Molecule: messenger RNA, 3584 nt
Organism: Marasmius oreades (fairy-ring Marasmius)
Lineage: Eukaryota; Fungi; Basidiomycota; Agaricomycetes; Agaricales; Marasmiaceae
Exons: 16
Coding region: 71-3262 (1063 amino acids)
Biological process (GO): transcription by RNA polymerase III
Cellular component (GO): transcription factor TFIIIC complex
Molecular function (GO): protein binding
Source: RefSeq, a predicted model, not a curated record